GGCGCUGCGUCAGCGGAAGCGGCGCGGAGCGGCUGUUUCCGACCCGAUAAAGCGGCGUUGUCCCCGCGCGCCGGCCGCAGCCUCGCAGCGCUCCCUCUGCGCCCGCGUCGCUGACUGACUGAGUGACCUACUGAUCGCCCGGGCCGCCGGCCGAGGGAGCAGCCGACGUCCGGACGCUGCCGCCGCCGCCCACCCCCGGUGCGCCCGGGGCUCGGUGCCCCCACCGCCCCCGCCCGGCCCGGCCGCUCCGCCGUGCCCGCGGCCCCGGCCGGAGGAGACAGAUCACCCAGUCACUCGAUGGGGAUUAACGGCGGACCACCUGUGUGUGUCACCCUCCCACCUCUCUGUCGAAAGAACUUCAGCACCGCUUCAAUAAUAAUGAUGAAACUGGUAUUAACUGAAUGGCACUUAUGGAUUUUUAACUCUAAUUCACAGUAAACCAGCAAGCCAUAUGUUUAAAAUCCAACCAAAAAAUCGUUUUGCUGCGUGUCUCAUACAAUUGUGAGAAGUCAUGAGAUCCCUGUUUGUACAAAGAGGAAUAUAAGUAUUACUUGCCUGAGGAACACAGAAGACGUCUUAAUUUAUCAUUAAAGAUAUAUGAUAGUAUUAUUUAUAUAGAUAGAAUAAAUAUAUAUAAAUAUAUAUUUUUGGUGGUAAUGAAAAUGGCUCCGCAGAAUGCCGACUCAGAAUCUAUGCAAGUUCAAGAGUUACCUGUGUCCCUGCCGGACCCGCAGAAGCCUGGCGAGUCAGAUGCCGAGAACCAGGACGAGACCCUCAGCGAGGGCUCCAUAGACCGGAUCCCCACGCGCCUGUGGGUGAUGCACGGGGCGGUGAUGUUUGGCAGGGAGUUCUGUUAUGCCAUGGAGACGGCUCUGGUCACCCCCAUCCUGCUGCAGAUUGGCCUCCCGGAGCAGUACUACAGCCUCACCUGGUUCCUGAGCCCCGUCCUCGGCCUCAUCUGCACGCCUCUCAUCGGCUCUGCGAGCGACCGGUGCACCCUGAGCUGGGGCCGCCGGCGGCCUUUCAUCCUUGCCCUGUGUGUGGGCGUGCUCUUCGGAGUUGCCCUUUUCCUUAACGGCUCUGCCAUUGGCCUGGCGCUCGGCGAUGUCCCUGGCCGGCAGCCCAUCAGUAUUGUCCUCACGGUGCUGGGUGUGGUGGUCCUGGACUUCAGUGCUGAUGCGACUGAGGGGCCCAUCCGUGCCUACCUGCUGGACGUGGUGGACAGCGAGGAGCAGGACAUGGCCCUCAACAUCCACGCCUUCUCUGCUGGCCUCGGCGGGGCUGUGGGCUACGUGCUGGGCGGGCUGGACUGGACCCAGACCUUCCUGGGCGACUGGUUCCGAACACAGAACCAGGUGCUCUUCUUCUUCGCCGCCAUCAUCUUCACGGUGUCUGUGACCCUGCACCUGUUCAGUAUCGAGGAGGAACAGUACAGCCCGCAGCAGGAGCACACCGAGGACACGGACACCCCACCCGCCAAGCUGGGCUGUGCCCACCCCACCGCCCCCCGCCUGGGCGCCCUGGACGGGCCUGAGAAGUAUGGCGCUGUGCCCACCUUCCCCGACGAGGUUCAGUCGGAGCACGAGCUGCCCCUGGACUAUCUCGACGUGGACAUUGUGCGCAGCAAGAGUGACUCUGUGCUGCAUAUGCCAGAUGCCACACUGGACAUGGAGCCCGAGCUGCUCUUCCUGCAUGACAUUGAGCCCUCCAUCUUCCAUGAUGCCUCCUACCCCACCACCCCCCACAGCACCAGUCAGGAGCUCCCCAAAGGACACCUGGGACACAUGCCCCGAAAGGCUACAUUCCUCAGGGAAGCGGUGAAGGAGGAGGAGACCCUGCUUGAUAAUCACUUGAACGAAACUAAAGUCCCCAAUGGGAGUGGCUCCCCGCCGCCAAAAGACACCAUCAGUGACUACCCCAGGGUGGACGUGAAGCCGGCUGCAUCCGGCUCCAUGCGGCGGAGGAGGCACGCAUUCCACCGGCAGGUCUCCAGCACCUUCUCCUACUACGGCAAGGUCGGGUCCCACUGCUACCGCUACCGGCGGGCCAACGCCGUGGUCCUCAUCAAGCCAUCACGCAGCAUGAAUGACCUGUAUGACCUGCAGAAGCGGCAGCGGCAGCGGUGCCGGCACAGGAACCUCAGCGGGGCCACCAACUCGAGCGGGGACACGGAGAGUGAGGAGGGUGAGAGUGAGACCACAGUGCGCCUGCUGUGGCUGUCCAUGCUGAAGAUGCCGCGCCAGCUGCUGCGGCUGUGCGUCUGCCACCUGCUCACCUGGUUCUCCGUCAUUGCCGAGGCCGUGUUCUACACCGACUUCAUGGGCCAGGUCAUCUUCAAAGGGGACCCCAAGGCCCCCUCUAACUCGACGGCCUGGCAUUACUACAAUGCCGGGGUCAAGAUGGGCUGCUGGGGCCUGGUCAUUUAUGCUGCUACCGGUGCUAUUUGCUCAGCCCUGCUACAGAAGUACUUGGACAACUACGACUUGAGCGUCAGGGUGAUCUACAUGCUGGGGACUCUGGGCUUCUCCAUCGGCACGGCAGUGAUGGCCAUGUUCCCCUACGUCUCCAUCGCCAUGGUCACCAUCAGCACCAUGGGCGUGGUGUCCAUGAGCAUCUCCUACUGCCCCUACGCCCUGCUGGGGCACUACCAUGAGCUCAAGCAGUACGUCCACCACAGUCCUGGGAACUCCAAGCGCGGCUUUGGCAUAGAUUGCGCCAUCCUCUCCUGCCAGGUCUACAUCUCCCAGAUCCUGGUGGCUUCGGCCCUCGGGGGUGUGGUUGACGCCGUGGGGACUGUCCGCGUCAUCCCUAUGGUGGCCUCCGUGGGCUCUUUCCUGGGCUUCCUGACAGCCACGUUUUUGGUGAUCUAUCCCGAGGUGUCAGAGGAGGGCAAGGAAGAGCAGAAAGUUCUGUCCUCCGAGCCGACUGGUGAAGGCGGGGCUGGCAGGGGCAGCGAGAAGCCCACCAUCCUGAAGCUCACGCGGAAAGAAGCCCCACAAGGACUGGUGGAGACGGAGUCCAUGGUCUGAGCCUUGCUCCCAUCCAGCACGUCCCUCCAGGCGAGAGAUGUGGAGGGCAGGCUGUGGGCGGGGCGGCCUGGGCAGCAGACAAGCGCAGCCCCCACCAGGCCCUCCAGGCACAGUCAAUUUAGUAGUCCUAGGCUAGGUUCGCGCUAUAGACAGAAAUACCACACUAAUUACUUUUUCAACAAUUAAAAAAUCAUUUGAAAUAUUUUUUUAAUUGAAAAAGAUCUUUUAAUUUCAACUCUAUCUUUAUUCUGCAGGUAUAUUAUUCUGCAUGUUUUUAAAGUAUAAGACAUUUACAAUAUAGACAGUAAGCAAUUUAGAAAAAAUAAGAUUUUGCAUUUCUGAAAUUAUAAUCGAAAACAAAACACUGACGCCCUGUGCUGUAUCCUCUCUGAGUACUUCAGGUAAUGGCAGUGUCGUCAGUGGCCUCCAGAUGCCUGCAGGUAUUUGGAUGUCUGUCAGAUCUCAUCACAUUGGUGAUGUUGCAGCUAUCGGAGAGCAUUUUUAGGGUUAUUUUAGGCAAACUUUUUUUUUUCCACAGUUGUGGUUUUCUUAGAAACACAUCAUCUCUUUUCCUCAGAGAGUUUGACAAACUGUGCCCAGGGCAGCCCUGGCCUUGGGAGUGGCCACACACCAAAGCUGGGCUCAGGUUGGCCCAUGGAAGCCAUGGGCAGGAGGCAGCAAUUUGCAACGUGGGUUCCAGAGCCCUGCCCCAGUGGCGGGCUGGGCAAAUGUGAACUCUCAGCUGGGAGCCUGCGGGCUCCCGUGCUGCAUCCAAACGACCAAUUCACCUCGUCUGAAGUACUCCCAGGAGACCAGGCGGCCUCUCCAGACCCCUCCCUGCAUCAUGGGAGAGGAAGUGUUGUUGACUCUUCCAUUGCACUUUGUCUCCAAACCAUUUUCUGGGGAAUCCCAAGCACAGCGCUCUAGGCAGGCGCCGCCUCCCUCCCAAGUCCUGGCACAAGGCUACCUCAGGUGUAUGUGGGGCAGCAGCCCCAGGACGGGGAGCAUGUGGGUGCCCCAGGACCUCCGUCCCCUCCUCGAAGGGGCCUCACAUGCUGGGACCUGUCAGAACUCUGUGACUUCCUCCCCGCGCACCCUGUUGAUGCUGGGACUCUGGGGCCAGUGCCGAGACAGGCAAGCAUCUGUCUGAGACGGGGCAAGGCCCACUUCGCAGAGGGCUCCGCCAGGGAUUUCUGGUUUCAGCAAAUAAACAAAACUCGGGGAAGUACAGUCAUCAAAUGCUGCAGCUAUCUGGAAAUGUUUUUAUACCUAAGCAGUUUCUGCUCUUAGUUCGAACGGUCAGUCUAAGCUUACUAGGAUUGAGAGGCCCCUGCACACCACGCAGAUAAAGUCAGACAGUUGUAAUACUUCCGCUGCCUCAAGUGAAUGUUUUUUAAAUAAAGUACUUUGAAAUGCAUGAGAAUCAUGCUGCAAUAUUGAUCAUUCUACAGCAAAUACAUAUAUAUAUAUCUAUAUAUUUCAAGAUGAAACUAAAGCAGUUUUUAAAUAAAUUACUUGAAUUUUCUGUGUAUUUAAAGGAAUGACUAUGAUCGAUGUACUUGACGGGCCUCUGGUCUUGCCCUGCCUCUUGCCCUCUGUCGGCUGGUGUGUUUUGUGUCUGAGCAGCACUGGUACCUGGUGACGGGAGGUGUGUGCUCACCAGUCCACGGCAUGUCCCUCACAGCCCCAUCAUCACGGAGGACUGACUCAAGACUGCAAGAGCAUCUUCCGUGUGGAUGAAACUUGAAUGGCCUUGUGAUCUCACGCUUGGACAGGGCGAGUCCAACUACCGACCACUGCCACACUGCUGCCAACACGCCACCAGCAAGAGCCCAGCAUCAGGGCAGUCUGACCUUCCCUGGGGUAACAGGUACCUCUGUGGUUCUCACCCCCGCCAGCCUUCCCCUCAAGUAUCAGGCACCUCUGGGGUCCUCACCCCCGCCAGGCAUCCUUGACAGCCCUUUCCUAUGCAACUUGGUUCCCUUCCAUGGCUUUAAGAUUGUAGAACGUGAGAUUUCACUGAGGUUGCCAGGAUGUGGCCGUUUCCCACAUCAUAGCCAUUGUUCUAACUGGGUUAUCCUGACAACUAGGAGAGACAGGGGUGACCUGAUUCAAGAUCUCAACAAACCAAACCAAACCCCUGGGUCCAGCCAAGAGGCCCCAGGGGUAGCUGCAGUUCCCACAGAUGCAGGAGGCUUGGGCCUGGCUGGCCCUUGAUUUUAGGAGAUCCCAGCCUUAAACUGACAGUUGUCUGAGGUGAGAGACAGCAAAGGAUGUGCCGUGUUCACUGCUGGAACAUGAACACGCUAAGCCACAGUGCCAGUCAGCAAAGAGUGUGACUGCUAUUCCCGGACGGAAGGGGUUUAAAGCUGGAAGUCCUCCAGAUGUUUGCAACCAAAGUCUUUUUCUCACUGUGGGCCUGGUCAGUGCAGCCCCGGCAGGAGGCUGGGAUUUCGCUCCACGCAUUGGUAGCACGUUGUCUUCUGGAGCAGCCUUCCUGGGAGGCUCAUGGUGUGAGUGUUCCUAGGUGGAGGAAGAACCAGCAGACAGAUUCUUCUGCCGUGGCCCCUCCCUUGCAAUGAGAUUUCAGGAUUGCACUGAUUUGAGCCGAGUAGUGUCAUCACCUUGUGUCUUAAAAGCUGGGCAGGAGGCCAGCUGUGUGUAGUCUGCAUGGGUCCUACUAUGGGCAGGAGGCUGGCUGUGUGCAGUCUGCAUGGGUCCUACUAUGGCUCUGACAUCAUACCUCAGAGCUGCCCACGCCAUCCGCCUGUCUGCCACCUGGAAGGAGAGUGCCCUGUCUGGGCCUUGGCCCCCACCAGCACUGGUGGGGCUGUGCCCUUCCCAGGCUGCCAACCAGCUAGCCAGCACUGAGGACACAGGUGGAGUUGGCCUUGCAGGGUCCUCGGGCUGGGGAUGCCACCCAGCACCACAUAGCAUGUCAGGGCAGGGUUUUAGGGAGCUGGGCCCUAUGUGGUACUUGGGGUGUAUUGCCAGAAUAGGGCAACCUUGGUCUGACUGGUGUUUUUGUUCAGUUAAGUAAUCUUAACAAUGUUCCUCUUAACACGAGUAGCAGAAGUUCCCGUGUCAGAGAUGUAAGUCGGAGAGAAGGCACGGAGGCUGCAGGCAUCUGGCCGGCCCAGCUUGUCUUUGCGGUGUUCUCCCCGACACUCCCCAGUGGCUGCGGAGCCAGUGGUGGAGGUUCUGUUUAACUCAGGCCCCUCAGGCAAGCAGCAGGCCCUUCACAUCCCUGUGGGAGGCAGGACAGUGGAGCCUCCUCAGAUGCUUAGUGGCCCCCGGUGGAGGAGUGGGUCUGUGACCACUUAGGACCCAAAGCUGAGCCUCUCUUUAAGUGGCUGCAGAACAUGGCACCAUGGCACACAGGAGUGGGCAGGAAUCAGGCUGACCAGGGCAAUGCCAGUUCCUGCCAUGGGGACAGCCCAAUCCCUAAAAUCUGUGAUGUUUGGAGGCAUGUUGGAAAAAUACUCUGAAGAUGCCAGCCAUGCCCUCUGUGGCUAAUGGUCUGUGCAGCAGUGGGUGAUGGUGACCUGGUGUAGACCAAGUUUGUUCACACUGGACCUACCAACUCCACAACAGAGGCGCCAAAAUCUCGCUUUUCCGAGGUCUUUUGCUUCUACGAAGCCUCUGUCCAUCAUUAAGCCACCAAAACUGAAUGUACAAGUUACUGUCGCUGAUGAGUCCCAGUGACAUCAGAAGCUGCUUCUGAGAGACACCAGCUCCCUGCCUCCAAGCCCAGGCCUCUUCAGGCCUGCGUGAGGGGCCCCGGUUUCCAAGAGCUCCUGGGGGGACUGCCCAGCACCCACCUGGGAGAGGUGUCUGUGCAUUUCCAGCUUGAACGUGGCCUGUGCCUACUUGGCACGUUGGCAGCCCAGUCUAACAUCACUCGUGUGAAGCCAGUCAUCAGCAUCCUGGCCAGAUCCCCUCCACCCCAGCCCGAAGGCCUCCAAAAGAGCUGAGCACCCCUCCCAGUGACUCUGCCCCCCAUCCGGGGCUGCAAGGGUGACAAUGGCCUGUUUGUUGGAAACGCCUCCUUACCAGAGCAACUCCCUAGGCAACUUGGGACAAAUGAUUUAGUUCCAUUGUGAACUGGCUACAGGACAACUUUUUUAUCAACUUAUUAAGUUGGAGCACUGUAAUAGCUCUUGCUGAUUUUAGCAGUGACAUAGUGUGUGUUAAACACAUAAGGCUAAGUUUUCUGAGGAAAGGGAUCACGGGUGACAGUGCGCGGGACUUAGCCGUGAGGUGGGCGGGGAGCCCUGGGAUGCAGCUCCGCGCCCUAGCCAGGUGGACUCUGGCCGGCCCUGCUGCCCCCAAUACUCGGUCCUGCUCGUGGUUCGGUCUGUUAAGCUCCCUGUCUUCCUGUGUCUGUCCUCAGUGCCUCUGCCAUUGACUCAAUAAACUUUUCC
Nycticebus coucang (slow loris) is the source of this 7453-nucleotide messenger RNA. RefSeq names its product solute carrier family 45 member 4 (gene SLC45A4). The coding region runs from base 657 to 3029 and encodes 790 amino acids. The transcript is spliced from 8 exons. Lineage: Eukaryota; Metazoa; Chordata; Mammalia; Primates; Lorisidae. The record is from RefSeq and is a predicted model, not a curated record. Gene Ontology annotation, cellular component: membrane. Gene Ontology annotation, molecular function: sucrose:proton symporter activity.